AUGGAAGAGGGAGAGAGCAGCCCCUUGCUGUCUCAGGGUACGGCUGGCCAAGAGCGGUCGCCCACCAGGAACAGUCCACCUACUUCAAACAUCCUAGGCCCAGAACUCUGGAAGGAGCAGGUAGGGGCCUGGGGCUGCAGAUGCUGUCCCGGGGCAAAGCACCAGGCCUGGAAGGAAGGCCAGGCCUCCUCCCUCCCACUGUCCACAGGAAGUAACUGUGUCAAGUAUCUGACUUUCCUCUCUAACUUCUUCUUCUCCCUGCUGGCCCUGGUGGCCCUGGCAGCAGGGCUCUGGGGGCUGGCUGUCAAAACGUCUCCAGAGAACAGCUGGGGUGGAGCCCUGCCGGCAGACCCCAUGCUGGUGCUGGUGCUGGGAGGUCUGGUGGUCAGUGUGGUGAGCCUGUCUGGAUGUCUGGGUGCCCUCUGUGAGAACAGCUGCCUACUGCGCUUCUACUGUGGAGCUGUCCUCAGCUGCCUGGUGCUGGAGGCUCUCGCAGGGACGCUGGUGGUGGCCCUCUGGGGCCCACUGCAGGAGGGCCUGAAGAACGCCCUGCAUGCUGCCAUCAUCCACUACCGCGAUGACCCAGACCUGUGCUUCCUCCUCGACCAAGUCCAGCUGGGGCUGCAGUGCUGUGGGGUGGUUUCCUACCAGGACUGGCAACAGAACCUGUACUUUAACUGCAGCUCUCCCGGGGUACAAGCCUGCAGCCUUCCUGCCUCCUGCUGCAUCAACCCCCAGGAAGGGGGAGCUUUGGUGAACACUCAGUGCGGCUUUGGGGUUUUGCACCUGGACCAGAAUGCGGCUGGACAAGUGGUGCACCUGCAGGGCUGCUGGCCUGUGCUGCAGCAGUGGCUGCGAGGGAACAUGCAGACCAUAGGUGGCUGUGUCAUCACUGUGGUCGCCAUCCAAGGGGCUGAACUCCUGUUGGCCACCUGCCUGCUAAGGGCCCUAGCUGUACCAAAGACAGCAGAGAACACAGAACCCCAACCUCUGUGA
Microtus ochrogaster (prairie vole) is the source of this 996-nucleotide messenger RNA. RefSeq names its product tetraspanin 10 (gene Tspan10). Lineage: Eukaryota; Metazoa; Chordata; Mammalia; Rodentia; Cricetidae. Gene Ontology annotation, cellular component: plasma membrane. The record is from RefSeq and is a predicted model, not a curated record.